This is a messenger RNA of Dissoconium aciculare CBS 342.82, 855 nucleotides long. RefSeq lists its product as uncharacterized. The transcript has a single exon. Lineage: Eukaryota; Fungi; Ascomycota; Dothideomycetes; Mycosphaerellales; Dissoconiaceae. The coding region runs from base 280 to 777 and encodes 165 amino acids. The record is from RefSeq and is a predicted model, not a curated record.
GCCUUAUUACGGUAGUCAUCACACUCGUGCAUCGAUCCUUGAGCGAACAUGUCGAAGCCAUCGUUCCUGUAGUCUCAUCGCAUGCAAAAUGAACACGGAAAAAAUCACAUUGGAAUGCAACUUCGCACGGUAAUCCGUACAAGCUGCGGAGGGCAUCAUCAUCGGAACUUUGGCCGCACAUGCGAGAAUUGGACCCAUCCGCACGCCCGCGUCAAACGCCUCAGCCUUUCCAUAGAGGAACAGUAUUAAAUCUGUGGAACAGUACCUAUAAGGAUACAUAUGUGCCAUACAUUGAUUUCGCGAGAAUUGUCGGCAAAUGCAAGCGGGUGGGUCCCACCACAGGACCAUACCACCGCAGCAAAAAUGGCGGCUCUGCUUGCCUGCUUGCUUGUGGCUGAUCACAGCGUGCGCACCCUUCUCAGCGGCGAAGACCAGUCCGUUGGCGUGCAACCUCGACCAAUCGGGGUGUGUAUGCUAUCCCAAUGGCCAUUCCCAGGACCUGGAGGCGUUCACCCAUCUGCCUUCCACCUCCGACCUCCCUCGUCAAUGCUCCGCCGCUUCGUCUUGCCUUCAGUGCCCCGUUUCGUCUCGAGCUCAACUCUCGGGUCCAUCUUACCAACUCCUCGCGGUUCAUCCUGCCCGGAAGAACAAUUUGGCAUCAUUCCGAUAGAAGCAGCGGUCAUGGUUUCCAUGGGAAAGCACACUUCCGCUUGCUCAUGUCGCAGCCUCCCAUGUCAGGACAUCAAACCGCCGAUCACUCUUCAGGUCGAGUCUUGAGCACUCAUCUCAUGCAGGAGCUACCGACAUCGACCAAACAUGGUAGCACGCGCUGUUGGCCCUCUCACAAUCUAGAUU